Messenger RNA from Dipodomys ordii (Ord's kangaroo rat), 702 nucleotides. Its product is annotated as basic salivary proline-rich protein 2-like. Lineage: Eukaryota; Metazoa; Chordata; Mammalia; Rodentia; Heteromyidae. The transcript has a single exon. The record is from RefSeq and is a predicted model, not a curated record. The annotation marks the transcript as partial.
CGAUUGAAGACUCAAGUCAGGACCUAGAGUAUCAUCCUCAGAGACCACCUCACCACGGAGGACACCCACCGAGACCUCCUGCUAAUGCCCGCCCCCCUCACCAGCCGAGACCACCGCAGGGGGCCAAUCAGACGCAGCCCCGCCCCCCUCACCAGCCGAGACCACCGCAGGGGGCCAAUCAGACGCAGCCCCGCCCCCCUCACCAGCCGAGACCACCUCAGGAAGCCAAUCAGACACAACCCCGCCCCCCUCACCAGCCUACACCACCACAGGGGGCCAAUCAGACGCAGCCCCGCCCCCCUCACCAGCCGAGACCACCUCAGGAAACUAAUCAGACACAGCCCCGCCCCCCUCAUCAGCCAAGACCACCUCAGGAAACCAAUCAGACACAGCCCCGCCCCCCUCACCAGCCAAGACCACCUCAGGGAACCAAUGAGACACAGCCCCGCCCCCCUCACCAGCCUACACCACCACAGGGGGCCAAUCAGACGCAGCCCCGCCCCCCUCACCAGCCGAGACCACCUCAGGGAGCCAAUCAGACGCAGCCCCGCCCCCCUCACCAGCCGAGACCACCUCAGGAAACCAAUCAGACACAGCCCCGCCCCCCUAACCAGCCAAGACCACCUCAGGAAACCAAUCAGACGCAGCCCCGCCCCCCUCACCAGCCGAGACCACCUCAGGGGGCCAAUCAGACACAGCCCC